CGGCACAAACGAGGGUGAAGCCGCAGCUGGACAGCUCGCGAGGCUGCCCCCCCCCAUAAAGAGGACACGCCGCGGUGGACGCCGGUCCCCCAUGGAGCUUCCGCAGAUGAGACGCCUGUGAGAGUCCACUCGACAUGGCCAAGAACCAGGAAGUGGAGCGUAUCGCCAAAAAACUGGACAAGAUGGUCCACAAGAAGAACACAGAUGGAGCAUUGGACCUGCUGAGGGAGUUAAAAGACAUGACCAUGUCUCUGGAGACUCUGCAGUCCACUCGUGUGGGGAUUUCGGUGAACGCCGUGAGGAAACAAAGUCCAGACCAGGAAGUUCAGAAUCUUGCCAAAGGGCUCAUCAAGUCCUGGAAGAAAUUAAUUGAUGCUUCUGAGGGGAAAGCUGAGGAGAAGAAAAAAGACGGCUCUCCUGUGAGGACGUCGUCCACCUCCAAGGACUCAUGCAGCAGUGAGAAGAGCAGUAAGACUAGCGCAGAGUCCCCCGUCGCCCUGCCCACUCCGGUCACGUCUUUCCCGCCCAUCCCCGUCACCAGCGACAGUGUUCGUAAUAAAUGUCGCGAGCUGCUGGUGGCGGCGCUCCAGAUGGACGACGACUACAAGACCAUCGGGGUGGACUGUGGGGAUCUCGCGGCACAGAUUGAGGAACAGAUCUUCCAGGAGUUCAAGUCGACAGACAUGAAGUACAAAGCGCGUCUGCGGAGUCGCAUCUCCAACCUGAAGGACCAGAAGAACCCGGACCUGCGGCGGAACGUCCUGUGCGGGAACAUCUCUGCUCAGCGCAUCGCCUGCAUGACCUCGGAGGAGAUGGCGAGUGCCGAGUUGAAGCAGAUCAGAGAAGCUUUGACCAAAGAGUCCAUCCGUGAGCAUCAACUGUCCAGAGUGGGCGGGACAGAGACGGACAUGUUUGUGUGCAAUAAGUGUCGCAGCAAGAGCUGCACGUACACACAGGUGCAAACUCGCAGCGCAGACGAGCCAAUGACCACCUUCGUGUUGUGUAACGACUGCGGCAAUCGAUGGAAGUUCUGCUGAGGAGCGAGGUUUUAUUCUGCCGCCGUGACGUCAAAUCCAACAGCCGCCUUUUGGUUUGCUUUAUUUUGGGAAUUGUUCUCCAAAUAUAUUUAAACAAAAACGUGAAUGAGACAGUGAAAAUGAAAUAUUUGGCGAGGAUGGGCUGGGGUGACAACAUUUAUGUGGGUGAGUGAGUGAAUGGAUGUGUGUGUGUGUGUGUGU
Molecule: messenger RNA, 1238 nt
Organism: Doryrhamphus excisus (bluestripe pipefish)
Lineage: Eukaryota; Metazoa; Chordata; Actinopteri; Syngnathiformes; Syngnathidae
Source: RefSeq, a predicted model, not a curated record